Lepisosteus oculatus (spotted gar) is the source of this 1539-nucleotide messenger RNA. The record is from RefSeq and is a predicted model, not a curated record. Lineage: Eukaryota; Metazoa; Chordata; Actinopteri; Semionotiformes; Lepisosteidae.
AUGCGGAGCCGGGGCUGCAGCCGAAAGCCGCAGGUUUGUGUCGGUGGCGGCGCACCGCUCCUGUUCCGAGACCCCACAAGAACAAGAGGAAGGGUCGUGAAGGGUCAGGUCAGCACUGCUGGUGUGUGCUCACCUGGGCCUGCUGUCUGUAUCUUGCUCUCUGGACAGGUAUCGGCGGACCAGGUGAUGCUAUCCCACAGUCCUCUGCGGAUGUUUACUCAGUACCACGAGAAGUGCGUCCUGGUAUCGGGGCAAGGCCCAGUGACAGAGGUGGCCCGGAAUCUGGGGUUCCAGAAGGUGGUGACCAUCGAGAGGCUGAGGGAAGCCUACCCUCUUCUGGAUGUCGUGGACCACCACCGGCGGCCCAGAGACCAGGUGCGUGUCUGCUGUGGUGGGACAUCGGGGAGGGAGGGUCCAAGCACGUGGGUAGGAACCGCCCUGGUGACGGUGUUGGGGGUCGGAGGAGAGGCAGUGGUGACGGUGUUGGGGGUCGGAGGAGAGGCAGUGGUGAUGGUGUUGGGGGUCAGGGGCCCGGCUCCCCAUGUCGCCCUCAGGUUCGGACACGGGACGUUCCUGGUUUGCCUGGAGCACAUCUACCAGAAGGUCACGGGCCGGGAGCUGAAGUACGAGGCUCUGAUCGGGAAGCCCAGCCUGGUGACGUACAACUACGCCGAGCUCCUGGUCAGGCAGCAGGCGGAGGCCAGAGGGUGGACCGAGCCCGUCGUCCGACUCUAUGCUAUUGGGGACAACCCCAUGGCGGACAUCUACGGCGCCAACCUGUACAACCGCUACCUGCAGGGGGCGCUGGAGGCCCAGCUGAAGGGGGCGCGGCUGGCGGAGGCGCAGGGGGCCCCGCCAGAGGCGGCGGGGGGGCCCGAGGCCCUCGGGAGGUGCCUGGCGGAGUGCUGCGUCUCAGUCCUGGUGUGCACGGGUGUCUAUGGCGGCGGCGGCGGCGGCGGCGGCCAGCGGGACCUGCCCCAGGACCCCCGGCAGAGCGUCACCGAGAGGGUCUUCCACGGCCACCGCGACUUCCGCUUCGACCCCAGCCUGGUGGAGCCCGCCCUGGUGGCCCGGGACGUGGACGAGGCCGUGGAGCUGGUCUUCGGCCAGGAGGGCUGGCCCCUGGCCUGAGCGAGGCCCCCGUGGGGCGGGGGGGGGGCGCGCGGAACUGCCGUCCCAGCGCCGGGCUCGGGUGCCGAGGCGGGGCUGGCGAAGGAGGGUCUUUUCUGUCUUUCAUUUCCUGUUACCCCCCCGUCAGCCAAUGAAAAGGAGGGGAUUUCAGCCACUUCCUCGUUUCCAUGGAGACCCCCCGCCCCUCCCCUGCACGGCGACGCCCACCAGGAAGUCACUCUGCUGCUGUGGUUGGUCUCUGUGGGACCUCCAUUGCUGCCUUGCCCGCCCAGGGUGCUGUCUGUGUGGAGUUUGUAGGUUCUCCCCAGGUGUGCGUGGGUUUCCUCGAAGGCGCUCCAGUUUCCUCCCGCGGGCCAAAGACGUACUGGUAGGUUGAUUGGCUUCUGGGUAAAACUGGCCCUGGAGUGG